AUGGAAGUUUUAUCAGCCAUUGUCUUUUUGGUGGUCGCCACAGCGGCUAACGGUUUUAAUUUCUGCCCCAAAAUACAAGAAGUCGACUGGGAAAUCGAACUGCUUUUACCACACUGGGAAUGCAACAAAUUCUACCAAUGCACCCACGGCAAACCAGUAGAGAUGGUUUGCCCUAAAGGACUCUACUUCAGUAUUAUCAAGAAUAAAUGCGACUGGAGAUACCUCGUGAAAUGUGGCGAUAGAGUUGUACUCGAUAAACCAGACCUAGAAAUAGAGCUUGAAAUACCAAAAACUACAGAAUCACCAGAAAAAAAUAAUACAAUUAUAGAGCCUCAGAAACCCGAAUUACCAGAAAUUGAAUUAUUGCCUAAUGGAUGUCCAGUCGACCCUGAAGUGCACUGGUUGUUGCCGAAUGAGAAAUUUUGCAAUUUGUUCUACUAUUGUGUGGAUGGAGAGAGAGAACUUAGUCGUUGUCCAUUCUGGUUACACUUCAAUAGAAAGCUUCAGGUGUGCGAUUGGCCGAGGAAUUCUGGAUGCAUAGAAGUGUUCGCUGAAUAA
Molecule: messenger RNA, 558 nt
Organism: Papilio xuthus (Asian swallowtail)
Lineage: Eukaryota; Metazoa; Arthropoda; Insecta; Lepidoptera; Papilionidae
Product: peritrophin-1-like
Exons: 3
Coding region: 1-558 (185 amino acids)
Cellular component (GO): extracellular region
Molecular function (GO): chitin binding
Source: RefSeq, a predicted model, not a curated record